Messenger RNA from Bemisia tabaci, 4064 nucleotides. RefSeq names its product platelet glycoprotein 4. Gene Ontology annotation, molecular function: scavenger receptor activity. The record is from RefSeq and is a predicted model, not a curated record. Gene Ontology annotation, cellular component: membrane; cytoplasm. Lineage: Eukaryota; Metazoa; Arthropoda; Insecta; Hemiptera; Aleyrodidae.
UGAUCAGGCCGGCGUGCAGCAUCCCGGUCCAGUGCGUGUUUACCUAUUCUACUCGCUAGACGCUUCGGAGUGCGACAGUCCUGAUCGCGAUUCUGCUUGCGUGAACGAGUCAGCCGGGUUCGCCUUUUCGCUCCAGGAUCGGUUUUUUUGUGUCUCCUGCGCCACGUCUUUUUCGAGAUCCGCACAGAUUUCUAGGCUGACAGAUAACCGAAUAUGGAGGGAAAUCCAUUGCAGAAGGGAAGGUCACUAGAAGAUCACGAACAUUUAAGGAUAGACAAAGAGAAGAAAAAAUGCUGCACCCCAUAUAAAUGUGUGAAAAUUACUGCUGGGACGGUGUUCACCUUGAGUCUGGCGUUAUGCUGCGUGGUGUGGUUCACGAGUCUGUACUGGUAUUUGAUCCGACUGAGGGUCACGAUCGACACAAGCAAUCAGAUGUACCCCAACUGGGUCGCCACCCCGCUCACCACCAAAAACUGCAUCACCCUUUUCAACUACACAAACGUCCCUGAGUUCAUGGCCAAACAACACCCGACGCUCAAAAUCGAAAGGGUUGGACCCAUCUGCUUCAGGGAGCAGCCGUUGAAAGAGAACAUCGUGUUUAAAAGUGGUGGCCUGGUAGACUAUGAUGACUCCAGGACGCUUAAACUGUGGCCGGAGGAGACGAAAGUUAACUUGAGUGAUACCGUCACUAUACCCAACGUUGCCUUCCUGUCGACGAUCACCCUCAGCACGGACUUCAUGCCGACUUUCCAGAAUUUGUUGCUCUCGUUCAUCCCGAAGAACAGUUCAAACCUGACUCCGUUCCUGACGAUGAACAUUAGCGACUACGUCAUGGGUUGGGACGACGACAUACAUAACGCCGUCACCACAGCUGCGGCCCCGCUGGGAAUCACGCUGCCCUUCAACCAAUCAGGAGUCGUCCCCUGGAUGGCAGGUUUCCUGAAAGUGAGAAUGACCGCUGAAACGGGUCAUCGCAACACGCAACGGAUCGGGAAGUUGACUCAGAUCAACGGGCAACCCAGGUUGCGACUCUGGGAAUCCAAGGACUGCAACACCCUCAAGGGCAGUGACGGUAUCUACUUCCCACCGAAUGACGUCAGAGCCGGGAACCCCAUCUACUUCUACUUCGUUCUCUUGUGUCGUUCUAUCAAACUCACCAAGCUCAAAGAAGUCGAGCUUCAAGAAGGUUUAAUGGUGCCGAGAUACGUCAUGGAAGAGAAGACCCUUGCAGCCCCAGCAAGGAAUCCUGAAAACGCCUGCUACUGUCGCAAGAAGGGAUACUGUUACAACACCACAGAAGGCUUGGCCCCAUUUGAUCUCAAACCGUGUUUAGGCAUUCCUCUGCUGUUGACGUCGCCAAACAUAAACCUGUACCCAAAAUCUUUGCUAACUCACUUGGAAGGUUAUGAGAUGAACGUUACCGACCCCCACGACUUUGAUACUUACUUCGAUGUUUUACCGAAUCUGGGCAUCACGGUGCGGUACAUGCAAAAUGGUCAGAUUAACCUGCGAGUGGGAAAAGUUAGACAGUUUGCUAAUGUCCUGCCGAACUGGGGAAAUGACAGGAUGUUACCUAUGUACUAUUUCCAAAGAACCGGAGAUAACCUACCGAAGGUGAACUUCAAGACGAUGUACGACGCUCAAGUAGUAUUCGCCGAUAUCGAGUUUUUGCUCAAGUGGCUGUUCCUAACUACGGCGUUCCUCAGUGGACUUGUGUGCGCCUACCUCAUCUCAAGGACGAGGAUUGCCAAGAAAGCCGAGGCUAAGUUUGCGCUGAAAUGAUCAACCAAAAUCCCCGCAGCUCAACCGUAUUUAUUAGUUUUUUAUACGGAAAUGGAUCUAAUUAUAUCUUCAAGUUGAUAUCCACAAACCACCGCUUUUAACGGAACGCCGCGUUUUUGGCAAGUUUAAACUAUGAAUGGUGUAACGGAAAAAAAUGAAGUUUUAUUAUUCAAAAUUUUGCAUGGGAAACGAAAGGUCCAACGGAAAUUUUAACAUAAACUCCUCGAUGUACUAUUAGAAUGUCCUUUACAAUAGAUGCUUUAAUUUAUGAGGGUUUGUGGUGCUAAAUUGUGUGUGAUAUUCUUUAAACGGAAUGAUCAAACAUUUUGCCUAAACAAGGUAUUUUCAAGAUAUUUAAAGAUAUUAAUUAUGAUCGAUUCAAGCACGAUUAAAUUUGUUCUCCUUACUGUGUAAAUAUUUUAAAAUAUUUAAUGGAAAAGCCCCUUCAUGCAAUUUCAAAGUUGGUAAGCGUCACCAGUUGUCAAGUUUUUUCCCGCAAAAUUAAAUUUUUGAAAUUUCCGUUGUUUCCAAAAUUUCCUCCACGAAAUCAAGAAAUCUCCAGCAUGUUUUUUUACAAUCUGGUCUACUGAUCAAUGUAUUCAACUAGUCAUUCGGUCAAUCGGGGUUAGUUCAAAGAAGUUAGACUGAAAAUUGCUCGUUUUUCCAAACAAAUUGAGUCACUUCAAAUUGGAUACUGUAUCGACUCUUUGAUAUUCCUGUUACAUUUACAAGUUCUGAAGUCCAUCUACUGUCAUGUCAUACGUAGAUUAAUGAGUGCCGCCAGGACUAUUUCCUUCGGUAGAGCGUUUGUUCUGAGUUUUAUAUUUAAUCUUACAACUAUCAACUUUGUCUGGAUGAGAAAAGUUGUACGAUUGUACCAAACAAUCAAUAUUUUUAUCUCCAGUUUUGGUUGAUAAUUUGAAACGAUCGAAGUAACGAACUGACCCCUAGAUCUGAAACGACUUUGUACAUUCAGAAAUUCUCUGUGCGCGAGGAUCUAGAAGAGAGACAUAUCAUUUUGAUAUAUUCUGGCAUUUAAUGCUAACAACUCAUCAUUGAUUUGGUCCCAGAAUUAAAUCAAUUGAACGAGGUAUAUCUAAAAUACCGAGAGUUUUUUUUUCAUCGCAUGGAAGUCAGAGCUUACUGCUUAUUUUAAUUUCGUUUCAACAUACUCGUAUGACAUUAAUACAUGCUUCAUUUCCAUUGAACAUCGCUCUUUUUCUUUACACUGGUUGUUUUUACUAUACAGUUCUGCAUUUUUAAAUAUAAACCUCGCAAUCUGAUUUUUCACUAUCAUAUUUCUCAACCGCUUUUUACGAGCUGAUUUUUCAGCCAGAUUCCUUUGGCCUUCCGUCUGGUCUCUCUAGAAGAUCCUUUCAGACGGCAAUAAAUAUCUAAUUCUGAUAUGCAUAUAUGAGGAUUCUGUCGUCAUGGACUGACAAUGUGAAAAUAAUGAAAACCAGUGAAAACCCUUUGGUUUUUUGUAAAUAAGUGUACAGUGUAGCUUCAAGUUUGUUGUUUUAGUCCUUAGGUAGGAGAUAAGUUCGUCAAUCCACAUUUCCUGUGGUGUUUUUACCAACUGUUUGUGAUCUAAGUUAUAAUUUCUAUUAAUUUUAAUGGUGCAUCCUUUUGAGUCAUAGUCUUUUGAAUACUCUUGCCACAUUUUUCAUUUUUUUCUCUUUUUUUCAGCCAAGCCAUCUUCAUUUAAUGUUUAGCGUACUUAUUUAUUAAUUGAUUUACUAAGAAUCUAAGUUGUAUUUGAUAUACCUGCCAUACAUAUUUAUGCGCAAUACUAAGCGAUUGGUUCAAAUUGCCUCUGAGUAUAAUUUUAUAUAUUUAUAAACACAUUUUUCAAAAUAUGAAUUCAAAUCAAGUUUAGUCGUUUCUUGGUUUCUAAGAUUUUGAUCUACACGAAAGAAGUACGUGUUAAAGUCAAGCACACGCUGAAAUUUUGUACUAACUCAUUUACUUGCAUUAGUCAUUCAUAAAUUGCAGUUUUCUGUCCAAAUUUUUAGCUCAAAUCUAUGCUUUGGCAAGAAAUAAACAUUUACAAGCCGAUUUUAGGUAUGCUGAUAAAAUUUGGGCACGAGUUCAAUGUAAUAUAUGUACUUUUUUAUUCGGAUUUUUCGUAUGAUUUACAAUUUUAGUAAUUAAUGAUGCUAAUAAUUUCAGACCAAACCCUUCUGAAUUCAUCAAAAUGGUAGGAUGAUAAAAUAAAAUUGUUAUUUAUUGAUUUCUGUAAGGUCUGGACAAAAAUUAAUAAAAUAUCUUGUAUAUGCUCA